AUAAGACAGUGCCCGGAUCAGAAAUACAUGGAUUCGUACUAGUUUGUCAGGAUAUAUUCAUUUUACCAGCAAUUUAUAAACAAAUCUACGUAGUUUCAUAGUCUUGCAAGCCGACAAUGAGUUUCAAACAUGAAUGUGGAGAUUUUUCACAGUUCCAGGAAGGACUGAAAAAGAUGCGUGAUCUGGAUGACAAUAUUAUCUACGCGCUCAACACAUCACUUCCAACAGAGUCUUUCAAAGGACGAUCUGAUCCCGAGAACAAGUGUCGCGAACUGCAUCAACAGCUUGCAUCGGGGUACAUUAAUCGACAAGAAGCCAUAAAGAAGUGUAUUGUGGUUUGCGCUGACAACAUAAAAGAACUCAAGGAAAAACGUGAGAAAAGUACUGACGAUAUUGGUUUGAAUAAACAAUUUAAGACUGAACAGAGGAAGUUGCGACUGCUUCAGGCCGAGUUGAGCGUCGAGGAUAUAAUCCGUGAGCGAACCCAGAAAACCUUCCGAGAACGUUGCAGACUAUUUGUAAAUCUUGACUCUUUAUAGAACUGUAGCGAAUGUUCAGUAAGUUUGCUGGAUACAAAAUUAGUAACUUACAGAUUAUAACUAUUGCAAUAUCGCUAUAGGCGAAUUAUGAGGAAGAGUUGUUUUGGAAGGCAUUUAUCACAACGUAUAAAUAAAGCUAGGUGUCCAGGCAGUGCUUUAUAUUUUACGCAAAGCUCAAAGGUUGGAUAUCAGUUUCAGUAAAGAAAGAUUUUUUUGUAGUCUAGAUAUAUCAAAUCAAUAAAAUCCGAAAAUUA
Toxorhynchites rutilus septentrionalis is the source of this 793-nucleotide messenger RNA. It is a transcript of the gene Ccdc58, whose product is annotated as protein MIX23. The transcript has 3 exons. NCBI's taxonomy places the organism in Eukaryota, Metazoa, Arthropoda, Insecta, Diptera, Culicidae. Gene Ontology annotation, cellular component: mitochondrion; mitochondrial intermembrane space. The coding region runs from base 117 to 539 and encodes 140 amino acids. The record is from RefSeq and is a predicted model, not a curated record.